AUGGCAAGAAACAUUAUCAAAACUCUCUCCUUCUUCUUCACUCUCCUGGCCGCAACGGCUCCUUCACUCUCCUCUGCAACCUCCGCCACAGACGCAUUCGUCUACGGUGGCUGCUCCCAGCAAAAGUUCUCUCCGUCCUCUGCUUAUGAGUCAAACCUCAACUCUCUUCUCACUUCUUUAGUCAACUCAGCCACAUACUCAUCUUACAACAACUUCACCAUCUUAGGCUCUUCCUCCUCGGACACAGCUCGUGGCCUCUUUCAAUGCCGUGGUGACCUCUCCAUGCCCGACUGCGCCACGUGUGUAGCACGUGCCGUCUCUCAAGUUGGUCCUCUUUGUCCUCUCACAUGCGGUGGUGCCCUCCAGCUCGCAGGCUGCUACGUCAAGUACGAUAACAUCAGCUUCCUCGGACAAGAAGACAAGACCGUUGUCCUAAAGAAGUGUGGACCUUCUGAGGGUUACAACACCGACGGGAUCAGCCGGAGAGACGCCGUUCUCACUGAGCUAGUUAACGGAGGAGGGUAUUUUCGAGCCGGAGGGUCCGGUGAUGUUCAAGGUAUGGGACAGUGUGUAGGAGAUCUAACGGUGUCGGAGUGCCAAGACUGUUUAGGAACGGCCAUCGGAAAGCUAAAGAGUGAUUGUGGCACGGCCGUCUUUGGAGACAUGUUCUUGGCUAAGUGUUACGCAAGAUAUUCAACUGAUGGUGCACAACACUAUGCCAAGUCUCAUAAUUAUAAAGCAAACUACGGAGGUGAAAGAACGUUUGCGAUCAUCAUAGGACUACUAGCUGCAGUUGUUCUUCUUAUCAUCUUCCUUCUCUUCCUUAGAGGUGUUUGCAGUCGCGGCGGUGGAGGUAAAUAAAAUGUCAAAGUUGUGAGGAUUCGCAAGAGCGUAGAUCUCAAAGAAGCAAAAAAAAGUAUUCAGAUGAGAUGUAUAUUGCUUUGGAUUCUGUCAAAACUUUAUUUCUUUUUCUACUUUUUUCAGCAUUAUUUUUGUUU
Messenger RNA from Capsella rubella, 998 nucleotides. Its product is annotated as cysteine-rich repeat secretory protein 60. The transcript is spliced from 3 exons. Gene Ontology annotation, cellular component: plasmodesma. The record is from RefSeq and is a predicted model, not a curated record. The coding region runs from base 1 to 861 and encodes 286 amino acids. NCBI's taxonomy places the organism in Eukaryota, Viridiplantae, Streptophyta, Magnoliopsida, Brassicales, Brassicaceae.